UCUCACUGGAAAUUCUACAGCUCGACGCGGAGCACAAGUUUGUCUACUCCACGGCCAACGAUCCUGUCGAUGAAUGCUCUUUCGGCUCUGCAUGGCAUACUGUACGAUCUGAAUACGCUCAUGCGCGUCCACUACACUGCUGCCCUGACGCCACAUUCGCUAAUAUGUACCGCUUGGAGGCACACAUUUGACUUCUGGACACAUUGAUCAGUUUUCUCAGCACAUUGCUCAUCGAUCGCACCUUUAUUAAGUCAUGACUUGCCAAAUAGAUGACCACAUCGGACAGUUCGAGCAUCUCACAAUUCUCAUUUUAGCAUCAACGUCUGACUCCUCACAUUGACUAUCUGUCAUGUCUUCGACCCCGUAUCCGAUUGAUGACGGAGUCAAGAAGGUAGACAGAAAUGGUAACGACGGGAGCUCUAAUGGGAAUAUACCCUUCCAAGACAUCGCGUACAUCUCACAACAAAUACAAGAGAUCAUCAGUCAUGUGGGAGCCUGGAGCCCAGCUUCUACGAGUGAAGAGCCAUCGGUUGUGGCUGUAGAGAAUGAACAAGUCUGUCUCUGCUCGACAGGUCUCACUGUCGUCUGUUCGUGCCACCGGGCAGUCUUCGUACUUCAUCCUCAACAAAUCUCCUCAGCCAAUGCUGUACACCCGCUCGAUAGGUUUGCCAACGCACCACUUUCCGAACUUCCCUUUAGCCUUCCAGGUCUUGGUCGAAAUGGCAGGCCGCCUGCAGCUCAUAGUGCUGAUGCGAUGAUGGUAUCGGAGGUUCAGAAAGGGGGAAAUGCGGCAGCAAGGAACGAUCGUGUCGCUAGUGCAUGA
Dothidotthia symphoricarpi CBS 119687 is the source of this 823-nucleotide messenger RNA. RefSeq lists its product as uncharacterized. NCBI's taxonomy places the organism in Eukaryota, Fungi, Ascomycota, Dothideomycetes, Pleosporales, Dothidotthiaceae. The transcript has 3 exons. The coding region runs from base 350 to 823 and encodes 157 amino acids. The record is from RefSeq and is a predicted model, not a curated record.